Solanum stenotomum is the source of this 1382-nucleotide messenger RNA. RefSeq names its product serpin-ZX-like. Bases 28 to 1200 code for a protein of 390 amino acids. Gene Ontology annotation, molecular function: serine-type endopeptidase inhibitor activity. The record is from RefSeq and is a predicted model, not a curated record. NCBI's taxonomy places the organism in Eukaryota, Viridiplantae, Streptophyta, Magnoliopsida, Solanales, Solanaceae. The transcript has 2 exons.
UCUUCUUCUACUUGUUCGUGUGCAAAUAUGGAUCUUCACGAGUCAAUCUCCAGCCAGACGGAUAUUUCUUUCAUGCUUGCUAAGCAUGUUUUCUCCAACGCAGUUAAAGGCCAUACCAACCUGGUGCUUUCUCCUCUCUCAAUUCAAAUAGUUCUUGGCCUUAUUGCUGCUGGUUCUAAUGGACCUACUCAGGAUCAGCUACUCUCUUUCCUCAAGUCCAAAUCCAUUGAUGAGCUCAACUCUCUUUAUUCACAUAUUGUCAGUGUUGUCUUUGCUGAUGGUAGCCCCAAUGGAGGUCCGCGAUUGUCCAUUGCUAAUGGCAUUUGGAUCGACCAAAGGCUGCCUUUAAAGCCUUCUUUCAAGCAGGUCGUGGAUAAUGUUUACAAGGCGGCUUCAGAGUAUGUUGAUUUUCAAAAUAAGGCUGCUGAGGUUGCCGAUCAAGUCAAUCAGUGGACUAAAAUGAAGACAAAUGGUCUCAUCGAACAGAUUCUUGAUCGUGAUGCAGUGGACAACAUGACAAGGCUGAUCUUGGCCAAUGCACUAUAUUUCAAAGGUGAAUGGAAUGAGAAGUUCGAUGCUUCAGAAACAAAAGACCACGAGUUCCAUCUCCUCGAUGGAUUGCCUAUUCGAGUACCCUUCAUGACUAGCAAGAAGAAGCAGUACAUAGCAGCAUUUAAUGGCUUUAAAGUAUUGAGGCUUCCUUAUAAACAGGGAACAGAUACGCGUUGCUUCUCAAUGUACUUCAUUCUUCCAGAUGCACAUGAUGGAUUACCAGCUUUAUUUGACAAAAUCAGUACAGAACCUGGAUUCUUAAAUCACCGCGUUCCGUUAAGAAAAGUUAGUGUGGGCAAGUUUCUUAUCCCUAAAUUCAAAAUAACUUUCGAGUUUGAAGCUUCCGACAUUCUAAAGGGACUUGGCCUAACGUUACCUUUCUGCGGUGGUGGUCUCACUGAGAUGGUUGAUUCCACUUUACCUGAGAAUCUAUCUGUUUCAAAAGUUUUUCACAAGUCUUUCAUUGAGGUAAAUGAGGAAGGCACCGAAGCUGCAGCUGUUACCGCUAGUGUAGUAAUGACUACGUCUUUUAUAAUUGAGAAAGAAAUCGACUUUGUUGCUGACCAUCCAUUCCUGUUCCUUAUAAGAGACAACACUACUGGUGUUGUGUUGUUCAUAGGGAGCGUGCUGAAUCCUCUAACUGGUUAAUUAGACCAUAUUGCAUGAUUAUAUAAAACUUUGUAAAGGAAAGUUUACAGUUUCCUCACUUGUGUUUCUGUUUGAUGAGAGAUGCUAUGUAUCUAAAUAACCAGUUUCCUGGUUUGUGUAUUAUUUUGAUGAGAUCUUGUACUGUCUUUGGCACCUUAUAUAAUUGACUCUUCUAUGCUUAA